Messenger RNA from Aspergillus sclerotioniger CBS 115572, 2017 nucleotides. RefSeq names its product glycoside hydrolase family 1 protein. NCBI's taxonomy places the organism in Eukaryota, Fungi, Ascomycota, Eurotiomycetes, Eurotiales, Aspergillaceae. The coding region runs from base 72 to 1781 and encodes 569 amino acids. The record is from RefSeq and is a predicted model, not a curated record. Gene Ontology annotation, molecular function: beta-glucosidase activity. Gene Ontology annotation, biological process: carbohydrate metabolic process. The transcript is spliced from 4 exons.
UUUCGCAGUCAACAGAGCUUGUAGUUGCACCGAAGUAGCAGAUUUUUGCAGCCAUUCUGCCGGCUUUCACAAUGCGUUCGCGAAUCCUUUACCUAGGGCUACUGGCCAUCAGUGAUACUGUGGCUGCUGUCUCCAAUACUGCGAGUUUCACGGCUUUAGCACCUUUGACAACAACCCUGAACAUUACUGUAGAAGAUCUUUGGAACAUUUACAUAGGACCAGUCCAGACUGCAUCUAUCAACACCACUGUCGAGCCUACCCCAAUCCCAUCCGCUCAAUUAAUCCCACCUCCCCAGCUCUACUACCCAUCUUAUCUCCCAGGAGCCCAGAUCCCCGGCCUGGGCAAAAAUGAGAGCUGGUCCUUCCCCAAGGGAUUCUGGUGGGGUGUCUCAGGAGCCUCAUAUCAAGUCGAAGGGGCCGUCAAAGCAGAUGGCCGCGGCCCUAGUUUAUGGGAUGCAUUCACCCACCGAGCCAUGAGCGUCGCCGACAACCAAACCGGAGAUGUUACCAUCAACGAGUAUUACCUCUACAAACAAGACAUCCAACGCAUCGCGGCCAUGGGCGUCCAAGCCUACUCGUUCUCCAUCUCCUGGUCCCGAAUCUUCCCCUUCGGCAACGGCCCCAUCAACGAAGCCGGCCUCAAACACUACGACGACGUGAUCGACACCUGCCUGCAAUACGGCAUCCAACCCCAAGUAACAAUCUACCACUGGGACCUCCCACUCUAUCUCCAACUCUCCUACGGCGGCUGGACCAACGAAAAAAUCGUCGACGACUACGUCGCCUACGCCAAAGUCCUCCUCGAGCGAUGGGGCAACAAAGUCUCGCAAUGGUACACCUUCAACGAACCCAUCUCCUUCUGCGGCGAAUACCCCGUCCCCUCCAACCACUUCACCAUCACCACCACCAUCCCCUCCAUCCAACAACCCUACUGGUGCGGCCACUACAUGCUCCUCGCCGCCGCCAAAACCUACCACCUAGCCCGCUCCCUGAACAUCACCGCCCCAAUCAGCAUCAAAAAUAACGGCGGCUACAAACUCCCCCGCACCGCCUCCGAAGCAGACACCCAAGCCGUCCAACGCGCCUGGGCCUUCAACGAAGGCUGGUUCGCCAACCCUCUGUUCCUAGGCGACUACCCACCCCUCCUCAAGAGCUUCACCUCCACUUUCCUCCCGGAAUUCACCCCACAAGAACGAGACAUGAUCAAAGGCGCCAGCGAUUUCUUCGCCCACGACGCCUACACAGCCGCUUACUACAUGGCCCCCGAUACCGGGAUCGAAGGAUGUCUCUCCGACUCAACUAACUCCCUCUACCCGAAAUGCUACAACAGUUCCUACACAUUACCCGACUCCGAAGGUGGUUGGCUCAUCGGCCCAGCAUCAGACCCUAACACGCGCUGGCUUCAUAAAGCCACCGAAUGGCUCCCUGCCUUCCUCCACUACAUCCAGGAUACAUGGAAACCAGCGAACGGGAUCAUAAUCACCGAAUUCGGAAUGACCGAGCCAUUCGAGGCAUACAAGACCAAACGGGAGGAUAUACUAACCGACCCGCUCCGAUCUGCCUAUUACCAUGACUACGUCCAGGCCAUGUUAAUGGCCAUUGCGGAGGGGGUCAAACUUGUUGGAUGCUCGGCGUGGAGUAUUGCGGAUAAUUUGGAGUGGACGGCUGGGUUUACGGUUAAGUUUGGUCUGCAGUAUGUGAACUUAACGACCCAGGAAAGAUUUUACAAGGCUAGCUUUUUUGAAUUGGCCAGUUUGUUUAAGACAUAUAUGCAGGAUUAGGGAUUCUUGAUACUGCGGGGAUAAGAAGACUGGUGACUAGAUUGCAUUUUGAUGAUGAAGAAAUCGAGAGUACAAGGGGAGAGUACAUACUAUUGAGACUGUUGAGAAAAGGCACAACCCGUGAUUCUUUCACAUGACUCUCAAAGUGAUGGUUUCCUCUCGAGGAACGAGGUGUCCAUCAGAAACAUACUAGGGGGAUGUGUGUCUUCUCUCCAUACUUUGACCUCGUCACACAC